Glossina fuscipes is the source of this 2991-nucleotide messenger RNA. RefSeq names its product GPI ethanolamine phosphate transferase 1 (gene PIG-N). Gene Ontology annotation, biological process: GPI anchor biosynthetic process. Gene Ontology annotation, cellular component: endoplasmic reticulum membrane. The coding region runs from base 268 to 2931 and encodes 887 amino acids. The record is from RefSeq and is a predicted model, not a curated record. The transcript is spliced from 3 exons. Gene Ontology annotation, molecular function: mannose-ethanolamine phosphotransferase activity. NCBI's taxonomy places the organism in Eukaryota, Metazoa, Arthropoda, Insecta, Diptera, Glossinidae.
CACAUCUUUUCCUCACGAGUAGUUGUGAAUUGGCACUUUAUGUCAAAUUCUUCAAACAUUUGUGUUUUUUCAUAAAAUUUCCAAAAAGGGAAAAGAAGUGUUUUAUUUAUUGUUGCCGGAAAAUUCGGAGUAAUAAUUUAAAAAACGGUUAAGAAACAUCUGCAAUUGAUUAAAAAAACUUUACAUAGACAUGUCUUACAAGGCGCGCGCGAACUAAAUAAGUUUAACAAAAGAAAGAAAUCUAUGUUUAGCUGCUGAUUUUAUAAAAUGUGCUCAGGUGUUCGAAAUAUCUGGUAUAUCUAUGCUACAGUAUUCCACGUUCUGUUACUUGGUUCAAUAUUUGUAAUAUAUUUUCGUUCACCGGUAAUAGAAGGUUUGAAACCGCAACAGUUUUUACAUCGAGAAGCUCCUGCAAAGCGACUAGUAUUAAUAAUAGCGGAUGGUUUAAGGGCGCAAUCGUUCUUUUACGAAAACCUGGCAAAUGUGCCGAAUUUGCGUCAGUUAAUUAAAGAACAACAAGGUUUAUUGGGAAUUUCACAUACGCGAGUACCAACCGAAUCUCGACCCGGACAUAUUGCCUUAAUAGCAGGUUUUUACGAAGAUCCUUCUGCGGUAACGCGUGGCUGGAAAGAGAAUCCUGUUGAAUUUGAUACAAUCUUCCAGCACGCUCGUCGAACAUAUGCAUGGGGUUCUCAUGAUAUCUUGCGCAUAUUCAACAAAUCGUCACAAAGGGAUGUAGAAGGACGUUUAACGUUCGACGCUUAUAACCAUGAAUUGAAUUUUUGGGGCAAGGUUAAAAGUUAUGAGCUAGAUAAUUGGGUGUUCUCACGUGUAGAGGAUUUUCUGAAACGUGAACGAAAAAUUUUACAAAAGGUUGAUAAAGUUUACUUUUUCUUGCAUUUGUUGGGCUUGGACACAGCUGGUCAUAUUCAUAAACCGCAGACUGCUUUAUAUUUGGAAAAUCUUUUCAUAACAGAGGCUGGUAUAUGCAAAAUUUACCGGUUAUUUGAACAAAUCUUUCAAGACCAUAAAACAGCUUACAUAUUCACCUCAGACCAUGGCAUGACUGAUUCAGGAUCGCACGGUGCCGCCCAACCGCACGAGACUGAAACCCCAUUUUACAUGUGGGGGGCUGGAAUUAACUCAAGACCGUACAAUACGGCAAAAUAUAUAAAAUUGGACUAUAACACUGCAAUGCCUUUAUAUGAAAUUGAGCAAGCCCAAAUGGCACCUUUAAUGUCGGCCCUGCUUGGUUUACCGCCGCCUGUGAAUAAUUUGGGCAUAUUACCGCGAUAUUUCCUAAAUGCAAGUGAAGAGUACAUCGCACGAGCUGCUGAAUGCAAUGCUUAUCAACUGUUAGAACAAUAUACGCACCUUUUGAAAAAGCACAAAGAUGGAAUCCUAAGUUUUCUCUUGCCCGAAUACGAGGCAUUGUCCUGGCCUAGUAUUAAUGAGAUGAAGUUGCACUUGAAACAAGCGCAUUUUGUGGAAGAUUAUCAAACCUUCACGAAUAUAAGUUACAAUCUAAUGGAAAUGACACUAGAGGGUAUUGGUUAUUAUCAGAGUUACUACAGUAUGCCGCUGCUCUUAGCAACAACAGUUGCCAUGCUAAGCUGGUUAAAGUAUUUAUUCAACUUGUUAAAUUUGAAGAAAAUGAAUAGCUUGGAAAGUGUAGAAUUCAAGAGUAAGGUUAAAAGGACAAGAUUUAAAUUGUUGAUGAUUCUUCUUCUGGCUCUUAUCGGGUUCUGUAUUUUGCAAAAAUUGUCGUGGCAAGUGAGUUUCUACCUUUUAUUACCGAUUCCUGUAAUGACUUUAGCUUUGAGAAACGAGACUCAAGGACCGACACCUUUAACUUUUGGGUGGACACUAAUGUACUUUAUAUGUAUCGAGAUUUUAAUAUUUAGUUUUUUUUCCAGAAAGUUAAUAUCACUUGGAUUUUUGCUACAUGCUGCUUUAUCCGAAAACAAUGGCAAAACAACCACGUGGAAGUUUUAUAUUAAAACAAUAAUGAUUUUAGUUUUAGCUGUAUUCCCCUUGCUGACACCUUCUGUAGGUUAUACUGACAAUCGACUUUUUUUAUUAGGUUUCCUUUUUACCAUUUCAAGGUCUAUAUUAGUUAAAUGCAAAUUAACUUUAGCCGACAAAUUAGCUGCUGGUAUAGCGCUACUUAAUUCAAUCUUUUGCGUUCAUAAUCACGUCAAUAAUCAGGAACUUCCUGGUGUUUGUCAAUUCCUUUCCUGGUCUUAUUUCGUUUACGUUUUUGUAGCCAUUUGUUUUAGACCUUUUUCUUCCAAGAAACAACUUUUAGAGCGUAUUUUAUUCUUAAUGACAACUCUCUACAGCAUGCUGUGCACUUCCUAUGAAUCGCAUUUCAUUUUAUUUUUAAUUACUGUAAUAAUUUUGUCUACUGAGCCUAUGCGACUAUCGCGUCCACUAAUUACAGGGUGUGCAAGUAAAUUUCAUUUUUAUGAGUGCUUUCGUCUAUCUUUUGCAAUAAUUCUUUACACAUUUUUUUCUUUCUUCGGUACCGGUAAUAUUGCAUCUAUUAGUUCCUUUGAUCCAAACAUAAUACGUUGCUUCUUAACUACAUUUUCACCGUUUGUAAUUAUGUUUCUUGUCAUCUUAAAACUGUCCAUACCGGUAUUCCUAAUCAUUUGCAUAAUCUUUGCAUUAUCGUCAUUUGCUAUUGAGUAUGAAGAACAGAUUUUUAUAUGUUUGCUAAUGAUCUGCAAUAUUAUGGCACUACAUUUUCUCUACAUGGUACGAAAUCGUGGGUCGUGGUUAGAAAUCGGCGCGUCAAUAUCACAUUUUGUUAUAAUGCAAGUGACUACAUUAAUUUUGGUUAUAUUUACUUAUGCAUCUAAGAUACUGUUGAGUAGAUCGAAAAAUUUGACGGACAUUACUACACAAAAUCCUACUAAAAUGAAUUGAAAAGUCGGGCCAGAUAACUUUCUUAGAAAUAUCAUGUGCAUAAUAAAUAUAUCUUAAACA